This is a messenger RNA of Artibeus jamaicensis (Jamaican fruit-eating bat), 1547 nucleotides long. It is a transcript of the gene TMEM106C, whose product is annotated as transmembrane protein 106C. The coding region runs from base 167 to 916 and encodes 249 amino acids. The record is from RefSeq and is a predicted model, not a curated record. NCBI's taxonomy places the organism in Eukaryota, Metazoa, Chordata, Mammalia, Chiroptera, Phyllostomidae. The transcript is spliced from 8 exons.
GGCGGGUGGCGGGGACGGAAGGGGCUGCGGCCAGACAGCAGCUGCUGGGGGUCGCACCUUGCAGGUCCAGGGACUCCGGCUUUCGCUCCGCCCUGGUGUGGCCACCAACAUGCACUCACUUGACUCUCUGCAUCCUAGGACAUGACACAGGAGGCACAUCUCGACCAUGGGGUCCCAGCAUUCCUCCUUCACUCUCCCUUUUUCCUACAAGCGAAAGAAAGAUGACAGAGAGGAUACACUGGAUGCACGGGAGCAGGAAGAAGCCAUUGCCCAGUUCCCAUAUGUGGAGUUCACCGGGCGGGACAGCAUCACCUGUCUCACGUGCCAAGGGACAGGCUACAUUCCAACAGAGCAAGUGAACGAGUUGGUGGCUUUGAUCCCUCACAGUGAUCAGAGAUUGCGCCCUCAGAGAACCAAACAGUAUGUCCUCCUGUCUGUCCUGCUCUGUCUCCUGGCAUUUGGUUUGGUGGCUUUCUUCCUGUUUCCUCAUUCAGUCCUUGUGGAUGAUGAUGGCAUCAAAGUGAUGAAAGUCACACUUAAUAAUCACGACUCCCUUGUAAUCCUCGCCAUCAAGGCCACCCUCAAAAUCAGGAACUCCAACUUCUACUCUGUGGCAGUGACCAGCCUGUCCAGCCAAGUUCAGUACAUGAACACAGUCGUUGGGUCCCAUGUGACAACUAACACCUCCCUCAUUCCACCUCGGAGCGAGCGAUUGGUCAAUUUUACUGUGCAGGCGGAGAUGGGAGGCCCGUUCUCCUAUGUGUACUUCUUCUGCACAGUACCUGAAAUCGAGGUGCACAACAUAGUGAUCUUCAUGAGAACUUCAGUGAAGAUUUCAUACAUUGGCCACAUGACUGAGAGCUCCUUGGAGACGCAUCACUACGUGGAUUGUGGAAAAAACUCCUCCGCUGUUUAGAAACCGCUUUUGGUUCUUCCAUGGCAGCACCUGUCAGAAGAGACACGGCAUCUGCUUCCAGGGCCCGUACCUGCCCCAGGCGGUGGAGGUGGAGGAGAAACUGGUUCUCUUAGUCCCCAGCACACACCCUCCUGCCCCUUGGGAGGAAAACUCAACUCCAGCACCACUGAUGUUUCUCAUCGACCAGCAGAUCCACUGCCCAGCACCAAGCCUAUGCCCAGCACAUAGCAGACACUCACGGCUGAAAGAAUUCAAUUCAGAUCUUCUCGGCUGGCCCUGGAGCAGUUCCUGGAGCAUUAUGAAUUGGAAGCCCACCGUGGGACUCUGUCAGAAACCAGGGCGACGUGGAGCUGGGACUGUUGGUGCAGCUGCUUUCAGGACUGCAGCUGCCCGGGUGGGAGGGGAGGGGGGCGUUGGGACGCACAAAGAGAGCACAGACCACGCGGUGUGCGAAAUUGUUUCAUCUCCCAAAUGCCUAGUAACUUUUUUUUUAAGAAGCAGAACUUUUUUUCCUGGUAGAAUGUUCUAAUUGUUUUUACUAAGAGUCUAUGUGGGGCUUGAUUUACCCUUCAUCCAUUGGCUGGAACAUGGAUUUGGGAUUUGGUAGAAAAAUAAACCCUGCUUUUGGUUC